Messenger RNA from Metarhizium album ARSEF 1941, 1665 nucleotides. RefSeq lists its product as uncharacterized. Lineage: Eukaryota; Fungi; Ascomycota; Sordariomycetes; Hypocreales; Clavicipitaceae. The transcript has a single exon. The record is from RefSeq and is a predicted model, not a curated record. Bases 1 to 1665 code for a protein of 554 amino acids.
AUGGACAAAAGCCGAGAGCCCUCUGAGCGGCCCCUUUCCCCAUUGUCUGACUCUGCCGCCGCUGUGAUGCUGGAGAGCCGCCCGGAGCGUCUGGUUGUGACUCCCUCGCUGGGCUAUCAUGACGCCUGGACGCAGUCAGUGCAGCUCAUGAUAAAGGAGACCGCAGACGCUUUCCAAGCAGUUCACAAGACGAUGGACGAUGCGGUUUUGACGUCGUGGCUUCUUGAUUUGCCACACGCGUCAGGGCAAAUGGCAAAGGGCCCAGAGGUGCCAGCCAGCUUCAUUCCUCAAACCACUACUCACCAUCACCAAGAGCGAGAGGAUAUCACAGGUGACCGACCUGCUCUCUCCAAGAGCCCCAAAUCAUCUACAGACAAGCCCCUUCCCUCAUGCCCCAAGACGCAGACCAUGAAUGUGCUGAAAAAGGAACUGAAAAAAGCCCUCCCGUCCCGUGCUUCGCAGCCGAGCAAGCCGGCAAGAUGGGCGGUGUCAAACGGCGUUGCUCAGUUCUUCUCUGGCACGCGCCUCAAGCGCGCGCAAGCCCAGGAGAUGCCGUCCUCGGACAAGACUGAGCAGACUCGAGCCAAGAUCCUCAAUAAGGGCCAGCAACAGGAGGCGCUGAAGGGGCGAGACUCUAGUGAUUCGUCUGAUAGUAACGGGUCGCAAGAGACAACAACAACAAGUUCCACCAGGAGUACCAAGAGCAACAUCAAAGCGGGAAAGCCUUCAGUAUUGCCCCUCGACGAAGCUGUAAUCCAUGCAGACUUUUCCAUGCCCAGCACGCCGACGCAACAAGCUGCUCUACAGCGACCGCGGAGCAACAGCGACAUGGUUAUUCCUACAACCAACGUUUGCGACUUGCAGCCCCCUCCCAAGAACCCGCAGAGAUUCGUCUUCACAAACACCAAGGCACGACUUCCGACUAUACCAGAGGUCGAGUCCGAAUCCGGCGACGAGCCCGAGGAGCCGGUUAGCCGGCCGAGCGUGGACCACAGCCUCCCAUCUCAAGACAGCGGCGACUUCAUCCAUGUCCCCGGCACGCAGCUGUCUGCCGCGAACGCUUCGUUCACGCACGGUCGCAUUGCCUGCCAGAUCGCAGAUCCACAUGUCCACUCGGACGAGGAGACGGACGACACGAUCGACAGCAGCGCCUACCAGAUAGCUAUCCAGGGCGUCUCAGGCGGGGACGGCUCGCAAACGGUCUCGUACGACGAUGAUGAGAACGACCUGGCUGAUGACAUGACAGCCUGGUUCUUGACCUUUGGCUUCGAGACGCACGGCGAACUCAUCCCGGACGGCACGGCCUCGCCGUUGAGCCUCUCCUCCCGCAGCGUCGUAUCUACAUCCCCAUCCACCGUCAACGGGGACGCGGAGGCGCCCGUCCCCGCCCGUCCCGAGGACGGCGACACGUUCACAGAGCCCAUUCGCUUCUUCCGAAGCCAUGCGCCGCCGAGGAAGUGGACGCCAGAGGAGGGCUCGCCCAAGCACUACACCUUGCGAGACGCCCAGGGGCAGCCGUUCAGGCUGAGGUCGGCCCCGCUGGUGGUAGGCGACGGCGAGAGAGACUGCGUGUCCGAGCAGGUAGCCGAGUCGGCCGACUUGAGCGUCAGUAUGAAGCAGGACAUUGCGGCGCUUUUGAGAUGGAUGGCCGCGGGCGGCGACUAA